AUGUAUGCUAUCGACCCUCAGUGUCUUGGAUUUGUGGCGUCGAAACUCUUCUAUUUGGAGUGUCGAGAUUUCGCCAAAACACAGGAAAAGAUGCGCUUACUGAACGGCAAGUCGAAUAGUGUAGAUGCGGAGGACUAUGAGAACAUCUCAAAGAUUCGGUGGAUGCGACGAGGGUGGAUGUUGAUGGACAAGUGGAGGUAUUGGAGGAAUCUCGGCCUAGUCUGUGAGAAGAACCCGUCGAGCUGGCUCUAUACGGAGCCGAUAUCAUCACGGUUCAUUCAAGAUGAGGAAGUGCGUGAGUACGUACGGGCGGUUUGUGCUUGCCGCGAUGAGAAUUUGGCGAUCAUACAAGGGAGCCCUCGGGGGGCUUUGGAGCUCUUCGACAACUUGAUCAAAGAGAAGAAGCGCUUGAUACAGGACAUUCGAAAUUGCCGCCUUUUCGACAGAGAACGGAAGCCGUUGCGAGCCGAGAUCGAAUCCCACGGCUUGUAUUUGGCAGCACCCAAGCGGGCUAGGCUGAUGAAUUUGACGAUACCACAUAAGCCUGGGGACCCCGAGAAGCCCCUGAAGUUGGACUUGCUCUUCCCCAAGUUGUCUCUGCUGAUAGACACGUCGAUUGUCGAGGAUAGGGAGGCUAUGGAGAGGUUUAUGUCCAUGACUGAACAACGGGCACCGGUUUAUGCCCCCUUCCUCUUCACUGGUAGCGAGCUUUUCCCGGAGUACAUCGUCGGCAUCAACUUAUCCGAUCAAUGGCGUCAAUUUGUGAUGGACCCAUCGCUAGGAGAGUAG
Molecule: messenger RNA, 789 nt
Organism: Perkinsus marinus ATCC 50983
Lineage: Eukaryota; Perkinsozoa; Perkinsida; Perkinsidae
Exons: 9
Coding region: 1-789 (262 amino acids)
Source: RefSeq, a predicted model, not a curated record